AAUUUUGGCACUCUGGGUGGAGACAUGCCUCCACGCAAUCGAGAAGCAGUUGCCAGGCUUUAACCAUUGCCCUAUGGCAGGAAAUUAGAGCUACCAGGCAGUUCCUUAGUAGCAGUUGAUAAGACACUAACCAAAUUCUUAAAAGGGCAACACCCCCAACAUCCAGAGAAAUGUGGGGUCAGUCGUAAGUAUUCGAGGAUUCUGGAACUUCCGGGUUACUGAGCGGCGCCUCAAGGAGCGCAGCAGGUGGGAGCCGCUCGCUGAGCCUCGCAGACAGUGGCUACAUUGGUCUUUGUCCCUUUAAGAGCGACGUCCCGGGAGCGGGGCCGAACGCCUAAGGUCGGAGCGUUCUAGUAGUUCGCUUGGGCGUACAGGGGGCUCCUGGCGGAAGACAUGCAGGCAGGCCGCUGGCUGGUCCCAGGGCUGUCCCUGGCCCUCGGGGCUGGGCUGGGGGCGGGGGCCGUAGCCUGGUUGAAGAGGAAGGCCAACCCGGGAGUCGGAGGGCUCUGGAGCCGGCUCCCCGUGUUGCCUGUGGCGGCAGCGGCGGCAGGGCCCGUGGUGCCCGCGGGAGGCCCGGGCGAGCUCGCCAAGUACGGGCUACCGGGGCUGGCGCAGCUCAAGAGCCGCGAGUCCUACGUGCUGUGCUACGACCCUCGCAGCCGCAGCGCCUUGUGGGUCAUCGAGCAGCUGAAGCCUGAGCGACUGCGGGGCCCCGGCGACCGCCAGACCUGCGGCUUCCAGGAGGAUGACUCCGUGCACGUCUACCACCGGGCCACCAACGCCGACUACCGGGGCAGUGGUUUUGACCGAGGCCACCUGGCAGCCGCCGCCAACCACCGCUGGAGCCAGAAGGCUAUGGAAGACACCUUUUACUUGAGCAACGUGGCGCCGCAGGUCCCCCACCUAAACCAGAACGCCUGGAAUAAUUUGGAAAAGUACUGCCGAAACCUGACCCAAACCUACCACAAUGUCUAUGUCUGCACUGGGCCGCUCUUCCUACCCAGGAGGGAAGCAGAUGGCAAGAUGUAUGUGAAGUAUCAGGUGAUUGGCAAGAACAAUGUUGCAGUGCCCACUCACUUCUUCAAAGUGCUGAUCCUGGAGGCUCCUGGGGGGCAGAUCGAGCUUCGUUCAUAUGUAAUGCCCAAUGCACCUGUGGAUGAGAAUAUCCCAUUGGAACGCUUCCUGGUUCCAAUUGAAAGCAUUGAGCGGGCCUCUGGGUUGCUCUUUGUGCCCAACAUUCUCACCCGGACCGGCAACCUGAAGGCCAUUGCCUCUGGGGCUAAGUGAAGGCAUUGAGGGCCCUGGAGAAGGACAGAACAAGGGGUAACACAGUGCAGUGGGUAGAGUGGACAGGGCAAUGGGUUUUUGAGUCCCAGCUCUGCUGCUUAUCACCUGUAUGACUUUGAGCAAGUCAUUUCCCCAUCUGUAUAAUGCCAGAAUUCCUAGGGCUCGUGGAUACCCAAACCUUCCCUAUGCUUUCCUGGGUAUCCUUGGAGGCUUAAGGGGUUGGGAGGAGUUUGAUCCUCUUGGCUAGAGGUCCACCCGUACCCCUGAGUACCUAGGCUUGUCCUUGGUCCUGAUUCUAGGAGACAGAUGAGGCUAGAGCUCUUCAACUCUGUUGGGACAUCUGUCUUUCCUAAAACUGUUUCAGGGGAUUCUUAGGCACCUGAUAUUAGGGUAGGGGAGAGUCAAACAUUAUGGUUUAUAUUUCAUUGAACCUACCUUUGGUAGGCUAGAGGGGACGCCCCUUCUACCCCUUGAAGUAAAAAUUCAUCAUUGUAAUAAAGAAAAGGUUUGCUGCUGCUCAUUGGUUGUGAUCUAUAGCCUACUGGACAUGGGGGGUGGUCAACUAGAUACAUUUAGCUAAGAGAGGAUCAGAAAAUCCCAAAAAUUCUACAGGAAUUAGGAAAGCCUGCUCUGUUUCCAUCCCCACUGCCUGGGACUGGAAGGCCUUUGGGUCUUCUGGCAAAAUCAUUUUGUCUUUUUGAGCUUCAUUGUCCCUUCAGAAAUGAGGAGGUUGGUAAGACAUUAAAAAGAAAUUUUAAAAAUUUUACAGUGCUCAAACAUAGGCAUUGUGGUGAUUAAGUUAUCUAUUCCAAGUGACUAAGAAAAUAAAAGAAUAUUCAGGAAAUAAUGAAAAAGGUAGGAAAGAAGUUGGUUUGGUAUUGCCAGAUCUCAAAGUUUUCAAGUAGGAAUGAACAAAUCUGUUUAGUAUGGGACAAAAGAAAAUCUCAGUGAAUAUAUUGGCUAAGCGUGAUUUAGAAGGGACACCAAUGACCAAAGGACACCAUUCCCAGAAUUAUUUUUGGGAACUUCCUCCAGACCCAGUCCAUUAGCCUUGAAGAAUACUAGCCUUGUCAUUUUAUAGAAAUACCUUUCCUCUUCAGAAUUUGAAUAUACAAAGUUUAAUCCAGUUAAGGUUUGCUUGAAGAAUUUCAGAAUAAGGUUGGAAUUACGGAAUAGACAGUCCUGGGAGGUCCCCAAGAAAAGGCAGUUCAAAUUUCUGUUGAACACUUAAAGUGAUGAGGGACUUGCUACAGUAUGAAGUCUUUUUUAUACAAAAAGAAUUGUAUCUUACAUUUUAUGUCUUAAUAGCUCUUAGUGUUAUUGAGCAGAAAUCUGCCUCUGUAAUUUCCUGUAACUGGUUCUGAUUCUACUUUUUUAAGCUAGGUGAAACAUCCCAAUUCCUUCAACUCUUCAUCCCAGGGGUCAUGGUAUUGAGUUCUUUCAGCAUGCUGUAAAUCACUGACUGAGGUGAUGAUGGCUGCAGGACAUGGGGUCCAUCAGUUCAUUUGCAUGUGACUUAUGACUUAUGAAGGACAUAGCUGUUAAAUGACAAGUCAAGUAAGUAUUUGGGGAUUAUGGGAAGAUUAUACAAGUACUGCUAGUCACGCCUGAUAAAAUACAGAAUUUUUAAGUUUCACAUUUUUGCUCAGAGAUAGAUUACUGUUACUCCUUGAAGAGAUCCUAGUUUGAGGUAUUAGAAGCAUAACAAUGCAGGAGGGGAGUGGAAGGAUGGGAAAUGACUAAAUGAAUAUAGAAACAGGAGAAGGAGAUUGAACACAAGGGGAGUUGAUGGGAGUUGAUCAAAGCUGACAGUUGGAAUCUACAGCUGUAUUUUUGGCAAAGAAACAGUGCUUUGCUGAAAGCCGAUUGGCUGGAGAAACAAGGUUUUUAGCUCCUUUUAGCCUGAGAGAUGGAAAACUUUGUGGGAGGAGGGGGUUACUAGGUCCUAUUCUGUACUCUCUUGUUUUAGCAGGGGAAUAGAGGAACAAAGAUAAGCUUUGCAUCUACUUUGCUGUGAGAUGUGGCUUUUUGUUAAGAGUUGAUAAAACAGAAUAUCCUGCUAUUUGAAGAGCUGUAUGGCAAACGCUAUAUGACCUAAGCCCUGUCUACACAGCUUAAGAGGGAAAAAGUACUUGAAAUAGAUCUCUUAGAGCUUUGCAGUUUUCUGGUUUUAGGGGAACUGCUUUUCACUGAAAGAAUGUAACACUUUCUUACCACCCUCUCAAAUGAGCUUCCCAGUGUUUCAGUGACUAUGGAGAGCAGAGAAGCAAUCUUGGUUAGCAAGAGACCCGUGAGGACCAAAUAGCAGGAAAUAAUUUUGCCAGAAGAUGACUUAUGGUGCAGAGGGCACCAUCUCUAAAGAGACUGCAGACAUUUUGGCCUGCUUUCCAGCUAUGAAUUGCCCUAAACACAUGAGUUUCUCUAUUCACAUGCCUCUCUGCUAAAGUUUUUGUAAAUAUGUGCCCACUCUCUCCCACUAGCACAACAUAUUGGUGGGAAAGUGUGAUCUAGGUUUUUGGAUGGGCUGCUACAGUUCAGACAUUUCUGCUGCUGUUUUUAUUGAGUAAACAUCUUGCUUUCUUUUGAGUAAAUGUUAUGAUUAUGCAUGGAGUGAAUAUUUAGAUUAUUAUUGCUUUUGCCUUGUCAUUUAGUAAAAGUUUUAUCUCUGA
Molecule: messenger RNA, 3956 nt
Organism: Monodelphis domestica (gray short-tailed opossum)
Lineage: Eukaryota; Metazoa; Chordata; Mammalia; Didelphimorphia; Didelphidae
Gene: ENDOG
Product: endonuclease G
Biological process (GO): apoptotic DNA fragmentation
Cellular component (GO): mitochondrial inner membrane; nucleus
Molecular function (GO): metal ion binding; RNA endonuclease activity; single-stranded DNA endonuclease activity
Source: RefSeq, a predicted model, not a curated record